Molecule: messenger RNA, 5155 nt
Organism: Bemisia tabaci
Lineage: Eukaryota; Metazoa; Arthropoda; Insecta; Hemiptera; Aleyrodidae
Source: RefSeq, a predicted model, not a curated record
ACAUACGCGCGAGCGCGACGCGCAACGCAACACACGAGUCUCGAUAACUCCGCGCUACCUAUCUCCAGCGACUACGACUUAUCUUCUAUUUUCCUUAGCCACCCCAGGCCCGAUAACGCUGAUACGACAGUUUCUCAUGCUCCGGGACCUUGUCAUGCCUAGUGCUCGCUUGUCCCGCUCCCCAACGGUUUUUCAAAGCGGAUUUUUCGUAAAAUGUGAGUAUUCGUUGCGUCAACUCGCCUCCGAAUCCACUUUUUUAGUGCGGGUCCGCGUUUGUGACGUGCCGUCCGAAUGAGUGGUGAUUGUGUUCGUUCUCCAAGUUGACCCCUCCAUGACCAACUUUUGACGCUGGUGCUUUUGACGUAUUUCACAUUGAUAAGCCUCUUCCAGAACCCUUCAAAUGACGAAUAGGGAUACCAUUCCAGACCUCAUGCAUGACUUUUUGGUACUUUCCUGGAAAAAUGUUACAUGUUACGCGGAGAAGCCUUCAAAGAAUCUUCACUCUUCUCCCAUUAUAUCUGAUGUUUCCGGAAUUGCUAAAUCUGGCACUUUGACAGCAGUAAUGAGCCCAAGUGGUGCUGGUAAAACCUCCCUCUUGGCAGCUCUGAACAAAAGGUCAAAAUGUCAUGUAGAAGGACAAAUUUUACUGAAUGGAUGCAAUGUGGACCAAGAGCUAAUGUCAAAGAUUUCUGGUUUUGUGCCACAAAAAGAUCUCUCCAUUGAAAGUCUCACUGUGCAAGAGCAUCUGGAAUUUAUGGCACGACUGAAAAUGGAUCGACACACUUCAUGGAAAGAAUUGUUGUUAAUCGUUACCAAUGUCAUUGAACAUCUUAGUCUCAGUCACAGGGCGGAUACUCAAUUAUCAGCGCUAUCUGGUGGCCAAAGAAAAAGAUUAGGCUUGGCUAAUCAGCUCCUGAUGAACCCUCAAAUCCUCUUCUGUGAUGAGCCAACGACAGGUCUAGACAGUUUUAGUGCAAUGAACGUGAUAAAAUUACUACGCCGCUUAGCGAAUGAAGGUAAAAUGAUAAUCUGCGCCAUUCACCAACCGACAUCAGGGGUGUUUGAAAAAUUUGAUUCUGUGUCUUUGCUAGUCAGUGGAGGAAAAUUGGCCUACCAUGGUGAAGUUUCCACAGUUUUGGAUCAUUUUAAAAAUAUUGGUUUGAUAUGCCCUCCCACGUUUAAUCAGGCUGAAUUUUUGGUCUCUACAGUGGCGACUCUCCCCACUGAAGAUGUAAAUAGCGAGCAGAAGAGAGUGAACCGCAUUGCUGAUAGCUUCAAACGCUCAGCCGCUUGUGCUGCUUUAUUGAAUGAGUUGGAUGCAAUUGGUUUUGGAUCCAAAGACAAAUGUAACCUCCAAUUUUCUGACCUUUGCAAAAUCCAACCAGCAAAACUCUCCACGCAGUUUGUGUGGUUAUUAUGGAGAUCUUACAUCAAUUUACGUCGCACAUCUCAAGCCAACUUUGCUCGAUUCUGUUUGUACGCGUUGGUCAUGUUGAUGGUGUCAGUUCCAUACGCAGAUCUUCAAAUUAAUCAAACUGGAAUCCAAAACCUGCAGGGUUUAUUGUACAGUGCAAUGGCUGAAAUUAUCUUUAGUUCAGCGUACAGUGUUUUAUUUACGUUUCCCGAAGAAAUUCCUGUGUUUCUAUAUGAUGUUGGUGAUAAUGUUUACUCUACAUCAGCUUAUUAUACAUCAAAAGUAGUCAUGAUGCUUCCAAGGACAAUAAUAGAAACGUUCUUAUUGAGUAGUAUCGUUUUUUGGAUAACUGGUCUGAGAGGUGGCAUUUCUGGUUGGUUCGAAUUUGCAAUUCGGAUGAUUUUCGGUGCAAUAACUGCCACAUCUUACGGUGCUUGCUUAUCAGCAACAUUUGAAUCCAUUAACACAGCCUCUUUAGUAUCAGUUCCUGUUGAUUUUAUUGGCUCUACUUUUGGUGGGCUGUUCAUUCAAUUGCGGUCACUGCCGUUUUACAUGGCCUGGAUCAAAUACAUCUCCAUGUUCUUCUACACAUUUGAGUUGUUGUCCAUUCAACAAUGGAGAGGCGUAACAGAUAUUCCGUGCUCUAAAAGUGUCGACAAUGUCUGCUACACAACAGGUGAGCAGGUCCUGCAUUCGUAUGGACUACAGUCAGAGAACAACACUCUGGAUUUCUUUGGACUCAUCGUCAUGUUUUGCAUAUUUCAUGUCAUAGGAUUUUUUUCUCUUCUGCGGCGGAGUCAGCAAGUUGCUGCUUACUAAUUGCUCAUUACUGCAUCAUAUUAACGCACAUCUUUUUUAUCUCACCCAAUUUUUUUCUUGGUUUAUUUAUUUCUCAUUCCUGUUUUGAGAAUGAAAUUCGAUGUUGUUGUACCAUUAAUGCACCUCUGAACUGUUCUUUAAUUUUCUGUUUUUAUAGUUGGCUAUACAAAUUUGAAUUUUCUCCCUUUCAAAAUUUUAACUGAAUUUCGAAAGGAAAAAUUCUAUCUUCAACUAAGUUUUCCUCAAAAAACAGGAAAAAAUUGAUGGACUUUUAUUUUUCUGCUUCAAUUGAGCAAAGCAUAAAUCACUGAAAAUUUGCUCAUAAUUUUGUUGGACUGAUUAUAGCUGAUUAUUAGAAAAUUAUUUGGAUGUAUGCUUUUUCUUUCUUUUCUUUUUUUUGAUCGAAUUAAUAACAAAGAGAGAAUAAAGGACGAGCUGAUUAUAAAUUAAAGGAACAAUCAAAUCUCCUUCUAAUUUUAUGAGCUUUUACUGAUCAUAAAAAUUUGUUUUGUACAUUUUCUUUAAGUUUUUGGUCAUUUUUAAAUAGAUAUAAGCUUGAAAAUGAAGGUACUUACAAAUGUACCAGCAAUAUAUGUGGGAGAAAAAUAUCAACAAAUUGCACUACUUUUCAAAUGAAAUAAAUGAGAAGUGUAAUAGUUAUAUGCUCGGCCUAAUCAAAAUUGCAGCUUUGAAUGGUUUGUUAAUUUUUUUGUAGUUUAUUUUCAAUUUUUUACUUUAUUGGAUCAAAGGAAAGUAGUUUCCAUUUUUAUGCAGUCACAUAUCCAAAUGAUAGAAGAAAGUUUCUCUUGAAAGUAAUGUAACUAUCUCUUUUUUCUUUACUUUUUUUUAGAAAAAAGCCAAUUGAAACUCGGAUACAAUCAUUAAAGCUGAAUGUUAAAGGGGGUUAUCCCUGCAUUAUAUAACCCUUAAAUAAUAGUCAUCUGUUACCCCAUUUCACCUCAUGGUGACUUGAUUUGUUUUUAGUGCUCUAGUCAAGAGGAAAAACUGCCAAUUUAUAAAUAGUGUAUCACUUUGCAGAAUCAUUCACUAUACCUUGUAAUACUCAAUACAACUGGCCAAAAUACUCCUCUGUCAAGUUUUAUCUAAUUUUAGAAUGACUCCAACAAGAACUUAUGAGUCUUCUUUCUCCAUAAUUUGUUUUUUUUUUUUUUAAAUUUUUUUCUUUCUUUUUUUUUUGAACUAAUGUAUCUAUUGAUUUAACCCCCUCCGAGUGCAGUCUCAGAGGGAAAAAAAAUUAUUUCUGCAUUUUGAGUGAGGAUGUCAACAGAAAAUAUUCUGAUGGUCACUACAGAGCCGUCUUGCAAAAUUAGACCUCAUAAAAAGACAGUUUGUUUCAUAUCGCAGAGUGUUUUUCACCUAGCUCUCUCAUAAUCACAAAGUGUCAUUUUAGCAUUAUUUUUUCUCAAGUGAAGAAUUUUAACCAUGAUCUAAGAUCUGAGUGCUUAAUUAGCCCAAUCUGCACAGUAAGUUCCCUACACACCAAGUCUUGGCAGAUAAUACUCUCAAGUAGUUUAAAUUUCAUGAAUAGAAUAAUGUUCAGCAAACAAGCAUGCGUAAAUAUUGGGUAUAUUUUGUAAAAUCUCCACCUCUGCUAAAAUUUCAAGUGAAAAUGUAUUUUUUAGAAAUUGGCGUAUCCAUUAGGCUUCUAAGUCUCUCCUUUAAAUUACGUAUUAAUGUCUUGGUUGUUUUUAAAAAGUUAAAACUAAGUUUUAAGUCUCUCAAAGUGCCAUCGUUUACAAUAUUAAUUUUACCCUGUAUUUAGUUUUUGGCUUUGCAAGCUCUUUUAUAGUGAUCGGCGACGUCACUAUUUAUUUUAUUUUCACUAUCUUUAAUUUUUUCUUGGUGUAAACAAUUUUAUCUUUGCUAACCGGCUGUUAAAAAUAUACUGUGUAUAGAAGUAGGCUUGAAUGAAUCAUUAGGUGCCUUGAUAAAAUCAAAUUGAUGACUGAAGUCUGAACCACACAUCUCAGUUGCAGAAUUUUCAUUCCUAUUUUAUUUUUCUGAAGAAAACUAAUCACAUUUGCUUUAAAUCACAUUGCUUUAAAUUUGCGCAGAUAGCAUUCAAGCAGUGAAACAAUGAUGACUUUGAUCAGUUUUUCAUUAAAAAUAUCAAGUAUGAUUGGAAAUUUGCAAUAUCGCAAACUGAAAAAUUCCAUAUCAGACUUUAUCAAUCAAAAUCUUGCAAUUUUGUAAUUAAAUUAGGUCAGUAGGGAGCUAUUCUCAGUCAACUAAUAAUAAGAUUGUUUGAAAUAAAUGUUAAGAUCUGAAAGUUCCCCUCUCGUGUUUAUGCUCUCUCUUGCUCUUUAAGGAGCAUUCAAACGUUCAAUAAGCAGCAAAAUUGAUUUUUUUAUCAUGUCUUCUUACAACAGUUAUGUAUUUAAAAUCGUGUGUGUUACUGUUGUCUUUUCGUUAGUUUUUUUUUAUAUUGUUUUCAUUUUAUAUACUCUCACUCUACAUUUAAAUGUUAUCUCGUUAAAUAUGAGACUUUGUCUACCUGGGUGAAUCAACUCGAAACUUUUUGAGGAUUUAUUUCUGAUAAUUUGUGCAUAACUUUUUUGAAAAAGUUACAAGAACUCACAAUUUUACUCAUUGUGUGCCUGAAAAAUUUGCUACAAAGAGGUAAAGUUCAGGUAAAAUUAAAUACCUUUUCUCGGGUUUUUUUUUAAAGUUAUUUUUACAGGAGAAAAAUCUUGUCGAUUUUUUGUCCAAUGCUGUUUCAUACUGACCCCUUAUUUAUCAUUUCUAAGUGUUGUUAUUGUAAAUAUGAGGUAUUAUUAAUGCUUAUGGCUCAGAAGAAGCUUACCGGUAUGAAUCAUCGAUCAGAUUUUUAUUAAUUUUGAAUGAACCUCUGACGUAUGUAUUGUGCCUCUAUCAACAAAUAAAAUUUUUCUUGCCACAGAA